Messenger RNA from Triticum turgidum subsp. durum (durum wheat), 396 nucleotides. The record is from the annotation of a GenBank genome assembly. NCBI's taxonomy places the organism in Eukaryota, Viridiplantae, Streptophyta, Magnoliopsida, Poales, Poaceae.
AUGGGCUGGGGUGGCGGCCAAGCAGCCAGAGUUGUUGCACGGAAGACCGCCUCGCUGGUGGAGCUCACCAGCUCCGUCAUGGAGCUUGGUGUCGUCCGAGGCCCGUUCAGCAACGUCGGCCUUCUCGAGCUCCUGCUGGUCGCCUCGACGCCCGAGGGCUCUGCCCUAGCUCCACCCGCCAGCGCGGUGGGUCGAGCUCCAGGAGAGGAAGAAGGCGCAUGCACGCGCCGGCGUCCAACUCGACCUCCCCUCACCGUGCAGCUUGGCGGAGGAACUGCGCUAAUCUUCUUCUUGAUGCACGUGGGCAGCGUGUUCAUACAUGUUCGUCAGUCCGCCGCCGGUGGCGCCGAGGCUGUGCUCGACAUAAUAAUGCUGCUGAAGACCGACACAACAUGA